AUGCCUCAUGUCUUUACUUUUGGUGUCCCCAAUUACUUCAAUUUCACCUUUCAAGCUGGGCCCAAGUCCCCUAGCCUGGGACUUGCUAAUGGGACUGUCGAUGUUGAAUCGCUCUCGAAUGACAAUGUAGACUUUGACGCCGGUAACCGAUGGAAGGCUCAUAAUCCAUCACCGUCGGAAGAUAUAUAUCCCGAGGCCAGUAACGAGGUCAAGACCGUUGUCUUCUCGCCUUCAUGCGGUACUAGUACGGGGAACACAGCCUCAUCGCCAUGCAGUCCAUGCGGUCCAUGCGGUACACUUAGCCGACUUCCUCUCGAACUCAGAAUCAUGGUCUACAGUAGGGUUCUGAAGUUUGACAAAUACAUCAGACAGGCGCAUAGAUUUCUAGAUCGGUACCCUCCAAUCAUGGCGGAAGAGGUCAAACAUAUCGAAGCUAUUGAUGCCGCUCUCUUGCGCACCUGCCGCACCGUUUACCACGAGACCGUUCACGUUCUCUAUGGUAUGAACCGCUUUCAUUUCCGCAAGCCGAGGCAUAUCGAGCAAUUCGCGCACGUUGGGCUGGGAAACAGGCCAUUCGGAUGGUACCGUACCGUCAGCGAGCCCGCACCCUGCGGCAGACUCACGAUGAUUCGCUUCAUGACUUUGAAAAUGAGCUCGGAAUGCGUCGUGGAUGAUCGAAAGAAAUUAUGGUCCUCGUGGUGCGAUUUCUUCUAUCCAUCUAAGGAGCAAGAUCAACUGGUCGGGUUUCCUGCUCUGGAGUGGUUAGCUCUGGAUCUCACGGACUGGGCGCUUACUGCUGGAGAUGCUGCAAAAGUUAGGGUUAAGCCUUUCCUAAAAAAACUCCGUCCGACAGGCGGAUUGAGACAUUUAACGCUCAUUGGCGUGAAUCACGAGCAGAAUCUCCACGACUUCAAGCAUGGUUUUGUCAGACAGGGGGGCACGUUCCGGCCUGCUUCAUGUUCCGUCAAAGCAGUUGCAACUACCACGGUCACACAUGACAAUCUUCCGGAAGUUUCGAUGUACGUUCGCAAUAUUGUGGAGGAAGACAGGGCCUCGCAAGCGAUCUUGCAAGGCUAUGGGAAUGCAGCACUGGCGGUAUGA
Letharia lupina is the source of this 1101-nucleotide messenger RNA. RefSeq lists its product as uncharacterized. The record is from RefSeq and is a predicted model, not a curated record. The transcript is spliced from 2 exons. The coding region runs from base 1 to 1101 and encodes 366 amino acids. Lineage: Eukaryota; Fungi; Ascomycota; Lecanoromycetes; Lecanorales; Parmeliaceae.